AUGUGGUGCGCGAGCCCAGCUACCGUGGUGGCCUUUUGCGCGGGGCUCUGGGUCUCUAGCCUGGUACCGGCACAGGGCCAGGGGGCCGACUGUGAAGGUGAGCGGUGUGAGCCCUGCUUGCAUGGCGGCGGCACCGCGCGGCAGGCAGCUGUUGUCCUUGGCUUCUCCGGCCCUGGCUGUAAAUUACAUGUCACUCGGCAAAUGCGGGCCCUGUCCCUGUGCUAUUAUCUAGGAGCCACCAAAGACGCAGCCACGAAGAUCCUAAGUGAGGUCACACGUCCGAUCAGUGUGCAUAUGCCUCCAGGGAAGAUCUGUGACAAGCUGAAGAAGAUGGACAGUCAGAUCUGUGAGCUGAAAUACGAAAAGAAAUUGGACUUGGCUUCCGUCGACCUGGGGAAGAUGAGAGUAGCAGAGCUGAAGCAGAUCCUUCGUAGCUGGGGGGAAGAGUGCAGAGCUUGUGCCGAAAAAACCGACUACGUGAAUCUGAUCAAAGAACUGGCCCCCAAGUACGCAGCCACACACCCCAGAACAGAACUCUGA
Molecule: messenger RNA, 540 nt
Organism: Propithecus coquereli (Coquerel's sifaka)
Lineage: Eukaryota; Metazoa; Chordata; Mammalia; Primates; Indriidae
Gene: CDNF
Product: cerebral dopamine neurotrophic factor
Exons: 3
Coding region: 1-540 (179 amino acids)
Biological process (GO): dopaminergic neuron differentiation; neuron projection development
Cellular component (GO): endoplasmic reticulum
Source: RefSeq, a predicted model, not a curated record